Aegilops tauschii subsp. strangulata is the source of this 465-nucleotide messenger RNA. Its product is annotated as small ribosomal subunit protein eS25-like. The record is from RefSeq and is a predicted model, not a curated record. Lineage: Eukaryota; Viridiplantae; Streptophyta; Magnoliopsida; Poales; Poaceae.
AUGGUGAUAUCAGCACAGUCGGAGGUCGUGGCUCUGAUGGGCCUUAUUGGCGAAGGAGUGGUCCCUGGCAUUGGGCUGGAGGAAAAUAUCAGUCUCCUAUUUGGCGUGAGCAACCUGGCCGUGAAGAAGGACAGCAAGGCGGCGGCAUCCUCGUCGUCGGCGAAGCACGCCAAUGCCGGCAGCGGGAAGCAGCAGCAGAAGAAGAAGAAGUGGAGCAAGGGAAAGCAGAAGGAGAAGCUCAGCAACGCCGUGCUGUUCGACCAGGCCACCUACGACAAGAUGCUGUCCGAGGCGCCCAAGUACAAGCUCGUCACACCAUCCGUCCUCUCGGAGCGCCUUAGGAUUAAUGCGUCCCUGGCUAAGAGGGGCAUCAAGGACCUGAUGGCAAGGGGGCUCGUGAGGGAGGUGUCCCUUCAUGCCAGCCAGCAGAUUUUCACCAGGGCCACCAAUGUACCAUCGAGUUAA